AAAAAAAAAAAAAAAUAAACAUAACAUCGUAACAAUGAUCUUUGACGAUGUGCAAGUCAUUUACGGAUUCCCGGAUGGGAAGACAGUAGUCUCAUACAAAACAAAUGGGAGUGAAGCAGUAAUUGGUGGUGCUGAUGGCACAGGUAUUAAAGUUUAUGAUACUAAUGCAGAUGAUCAAGAAUACACACACACUGAUAUUGCUGAACACAGUGAAAGUAUUACCUGCGUUGCGACUUCAAAAACAGGUGUUUUUGCAAGUGGUAGUGUUGAUGGUUUGGUAUUAUUGUAUACCAAAGAUGAUAAAUUUGAUAAAAUUCUUGUAAGAAGUGUUGCUUCUAUUCGUGAUCUUGGUUUUCAUCCAAAUGGUUCUAAACUAGCUAUUGCCACGGAUGAACCUACAAUUCGUAUCGUUCUUACAACUAAUAAUUCCAAGAUUGUGCAACUGGAAGGUCAUAAUGAUUCAGUGAAAUCAGUUUCUUAUGAUCCUUCAGGAAAUUAUCUUUUAUCUUCAGAUGUUAAAGGAAAUAUUCGAAUCUGGAAUGUUUCAGCUGAUGAACCUGUCCCUAGAUGUAUCAAAAUUUUACCUGGAUAUACUUAUAAAUCAGAUGUAGAUUCAGUUUUACAAGCAAAAGUAGCGUGGAAUCCAGACAAUACUUGUUUUGCUUUUACAGGUACCAAUAACAAUAUUCGAGUCUUUAGAAAUGAUAUUUGGGCACCUUUUUAUAGUCUUGAUGGCGAACAUACCAGGAAUGUCAUCACUUUUGCUUGGUCUCCUAAUGGCUAUUAUUUAGCUAGUUCUUCAGAAGAUAAUUCAUUUGUCAUUUGGGAUGUAAAGGAAAAAAAACCUAUUGCAAAACAUACAACUUCCACUUAUAUUACUGGUAUAGCAUGGCAUUCUUACGAGAAUGAGAUUACUUUGACGGAUGCACAUGGGCAAAUUAGAAUUUGGAAAGAAGUUAUCCCAACUGACAAUAGCAAUUAUCCUCAUCCUGCUAUUUUGCGUAAUAAGACUACGCUUGAACCUACAUCAGAGCAAGUAGCUCAAAAAGAAAAAACUAAAAAUCGUAUAAGCAAUUCAAGUUUAUUUGAUGAUGAUGAUGAUGAUGAAGAAGAAGCGAUAGAAGAUCAAGAAGAAGGUGAUGAUGUUGCAAUGGUAGAUGAAGAAGGCGAAGAUAUAGAAGAUUUUGUUAUUGAUGAUGAUGGAGCAGGAUAUGCUGAAACAGCUGAAGACGCAGAAAAAAAUAAACUAAAACUUCAGUCAAGAUUAAACUUGGAGAAUAUUCCAAAUAAUAAAGGUCUCAUUCAACGUCUGAAUAAAGUAGAGUCAAUGUUUGAACCACCACCCUCAUUUCAGCCUGGGGAGACUCCUUAUCAUAAGCCAGAACCAGGCAAGCCAUUUGAUCCUCAACAAGGUGAAAGAAGAUAUAUGGCCUAUAAUUUAAUUGGUGCUAUCUCAACCGUUUUUGAAGAUGGACAUUCAGUUAUCAAUGUUGAAUUUCAUGAUCAGUCUGAAUAUCGUAACUUUCAUUUUACUGAUGUUCUGAAUUUCAGUAUCGGUGCUAUUAGUUCUGUAGGUGCAGUAUUCGCUGUUGAAGGUAAAGAGUCUGAAGAUAAGCCUAAAAAGGAAAAUGAUGAAGACAUUGAUGAUUUGGACAAUGAAGAUAUCAAUGAAGAAGAAGAGAAUGAAAAUAAACAACUUUAUUCAACAUUGUAUUUUAGACCAAAUAAGAUGGGAACGAAUAAAGAUUGGACACAUUACAUGCUUCCUGGAGAAGAUAUCAUCACUGUUGCAAUUAAUCAGGUUUCUGUCAUUGCAACAACUUCAUUAGGUUACGUUCGUAUUUUCUCAAUUUCAGGCAUUCAAAAACAUCUAUUUUCACUAGAAAACGUUGUGACGAUGACUGCCAUGACUGACUUGGUGUUUAUUGUAUAUUCUGAUGGUCCAGCUUUUGAAAAUCAACAAAACCUAAGAUAUAUAUUAAUGAAUACAAAUACAUAUGAAAUUCUACAAAAGGAUAAGAUACAAUUGACAACUGAAAGUACUCUUAAUUGGGUUGGAUUUUCUGAAACCAAUCAGGCUUGUACGUAUGAUUCGCAAGGUAUUUUGCGUGUUCUUUAUCAUCAACGUCGACCCUAUCAAGGUCGAUGGAUACCCGUAUUUGAUGGUAAAGCUUAUGCAGGAUCACAACAAAAAACUGAAAAGUAUUGGCCUGUGGGUGUUUUACGUGAUCGUUUAAUGUGUGUUGUGAUUCGUGGUAGUAAUCUAUAUCCAUUCUUCCCUCGACCUCCAGUGAAAGAUAUUCCGCUACGAUUACCUUUACUGGAAUCAUCAACUGAAGUAGGACAAUUGGAAGAACAAAUUUUACGUAUUGAGACAUGCAAUUUCCAUGAACGUGAUGAAGCUGAAGCAACUAAUACAGAAGAGGAAUAUGUACAAACUUUCCAUGAAGCUGAUAUUGAGAUGGAUAUUGCUAUACUGAAGCUCAUUAAUUUAGCUUGUAAAUCAGAAAAGGUAGGAAGAGCGUUAGAUUUGACCUAUACUCUUCAUACGUCAGAAUCAAUCGAUAAAGCUGUUAAGAUUGCCUUAUUCCAUCACUAUACAAGUUUAGCAGAAAAAAUAGCUCGUAUUAAAGAGACUAAAUUUAUAAAUGACGAGCAUUCAACGCCAUCUACUUUAGCAGAUUCUCUUGGUGCUCUACCUAAUAUUCAUUCAUCUACUCAACCUACUUUAUCAAGUGAUCUUUCUUUUGUUAAGAAGCAAAGAGGAAAAGAAUAUAAUGGUAAACGAAGCAUAUCAGAUGAGGAUUCUAUCAUGUCAGACGUACACACAUUUAAAAGAUCAAAAGGGUUUGAUUUUUCUCAAUAAAAUGAAUGUAUAUAUUAGAUGUUUGUAUUAUGUUUAUAGUUGUAUAUAAAUAUAGUAGUAUGACAAUAAUUGUCUCCUGAAAUAUGUGUACACACAACACGAAC
Messenger RNA from Cokeromyces recurvatus, 2970 nucleotides. RefSeq names its product WD40-repeat-containing domain protein. Gene Ontology annotation, biological process: DNA repair; DNA-templated DNA replication; mitotic cell cycle. Gene Ontology annotation, cellular component: nuclear replication fork. The coding region runs from base 35 to 2866 and encodes 943 amino acids. The transcript is spliced from 6 exons. Gene Ontology annotation, molecular function: chromatin binding; protein binding. The record is from RefSeq and is a predicted model, not a curated record. NCBI's taxonomy places the organism in Eukaryota, Fungi, Mucoromycota, Mucoromycetes, Mucorales, Mucoraceae.